GGAGGGGCGUAUUCACGUCGGCCGCGCGGGACCGUUAAAUUUGAAAUUUGGAGGGUUCGAGGUGGCUGGUUUGCCGAGGAGGCAGGGGCAAACUUUUGUCCCUCUGGUCGCUUCGUUACCUCGAAGGGCAAGUUGCAGAAGGAAGCCCAGGCGGUCUGCGGCCCUGAAGAAAGGCCUGCGGCAGGACGAGGGCCUGAACCGGGAAUGCAGGAUGGCGGCGAUGAAGAAGGAAGGGGGUGCCCUGAGUGAAGCCAUGUCCUUGGAGGGAGAUGAGUGGGAGCUGAGUAAAGAAAAUGUCCAACCGCUAAGGCAGGGGCGGAUCAUGUCCACACUUCAGGGCGCGUUGGCGCAGCAAGAAUCUGCCUCUAACGCUACUCUUCAGCAGCAGAAACGGGCAUUUGAAUCUGAAAUUCGAUUUUACACUGGAAAUGACCCUCUGGAUGUUUGGGAUAGGUAUAUUAAUUGGACAGAGCAGAACUAUCCUCAGGGGGGGAAAGAGAGUAAUAUGUCAACAUUAUUAGAAAGAGCUGUUGAAGCACUACAAGGAGAAAAACGAUACUAUAAUGAUCCCCGAUUUCUUAGUCUCUGGCUUAAAUUGGGACGUUUAUGCAAUGAGCCUUUGGAUAUGUACAGUUAUUUACACAGCCAAGGGAUCGGUGUUUCACUUGCUCAGUUCUAUAUCUCAUGGGCUGAAGAAUAUGAAGCUAGAGAAAACUUUAAGAAAGCAGAUAAGAUAUUUCAGGAAGGGAUUCAACAGAAGGCCGAACCACUGGAACGACUGCAGUCACAGCACCGACAAUUCCAAGCUCGAGUGUCUCGGCAAACUGUUUUGGCACUUGAGAAAGAAGAGGAGGAGGAAGUUUUUGGAUCUUCUGUACCACAACGAAGCACACUGGCUGAACUAAAAAGCAAAGGAAAAAAGACAGCAAGAGCUCCAAUCAGCCGUGUAGGAGGUGCUCUUAAGGCUCCAAACCAGAACAGAGGACUCCAAAAUCCAGUUCCUCAACAGAUGCAAAGUAAUUCCAGAAUUACUAUUUUUGAUGAAAAUGCUGAUGAGGCUUCUAGAGCAGAGUUGUCUAAGCCUACAGUUCAGCCAUGGAUAGCACCCCCUGUGUCCAGGGCCAAAGAGAACGAGCUGCAGCCAGGCCCUUGGAACACAGGCAGGCCUUUGGAAUACAGGCCUCAUGGUGGUACAGCUUCUGUGACCACUAUACCCUCUCUGCUUCCCAGUUUUACUCCAUAUGUUGAAGAAACUGCACAACAGCCAGUGAUGACACCAUGUAAAAUUGAACCUAGUAUAAACCACAUUCUAAGCACAAGGAAGCCUGGAAAGGAAGAAGGAGAUCCUCUGCAGAGAGUUCAAAGCCAUCAGCAAGAGUCUCAGGAGAAGAAAGAAAAGAUGAUGUAUUGUAAGGAAAAGAUUUAUGCCGGAGUCGGGGAGUUCUCCUUUGAAGAGAUCCGGGCUGAAGUUUUCCGGAAGAAAUUAAAAGAGCGAAGGGAAGCUGAGCUACUGACCAGUGCAGAGAAGAGAGCAGAAAUGCAGAAACAGAUUGAAGAGAUGGAGAAGAAGCUGAAAGAAAUUCAAACUACUCAGCGAGAAAGAAUGGGUGAUCAGCAAGAAGAGAAGAUGCCUACAAAGGAGACAGCUGAACUGCAAAUUGCUUCAGAGUCUCAGGAAAUACCAGGAAUGGCUCUAUCCAAUUCUGUUUGUCCAGUAAACUCUUGUGCCAGGGAGACUUCACUUGCAGAAAACUUUUGGCAAGAACCUCAUUCUAAAGGUCCCAGUAUACCUUUCUCCAUUUUUGAUGAGUUUCUUCUUUCAGACAAAAAAAAUACCAGUCAUCCUGCAGAUCCCCCACGGGUUUUAGCCCAACGAAGACCCUUUGCAAUUCUCAAAACUUCAGAAAGCAUCAACUCAAAUGAGGAUGUGUCUCCAGAUGUUUGUGAUGAAUUUACAGGAAUUGAGCCCUUGAGUGAGGAUGCUAUUAUCACAGGUUUCAGGAAUGUAACUAUAUGUCCUAACCCAGAAGACACUUGUGACUUCGCCAGAGCAGCUCGUUUUGUAUCCACUCCUUUUCAUGAGAUAGUGUCCUUGAAGGAUCUCCCUUCUGAUCCUGAGAGACUGCUGCAGGAGGAGGAUCUAGAUGUGAAGAUCUCUGAGGACCAGCAGACUGCUUGUGGCACCAUCUACAAUCCAACUCUCAGCGUCAAGAAGCUCAGCCCAAUUAUUGAAGACAGCCGCGAAGCCACACACUCCUCUGGGCUCUCAGGGUCUUCUGCCUCAGUUACAAGUUCCUCUUCCAUCAGAUGUCUUCAAAUUCCUGAGAAACUGGAACUUACUAAUGAGACUGCAGGUAGCUUCAUACAUACCACCUACAACCCUACUCAGUCACCCUGGUGUCCACAGUAUCGCAGACAACUACUAAAAUCUCUAAUGGAGCUGAGGGCCUCUGCAGAGUUUUUUAUAGAAGAUAGACCAAUGCCUAAGUUGGAAAUAGAAAAGGAAAUUGAAUUGGGUAAUGAAGAUUAUUGCAUUAAACAAGAAUACCUAAUAUGUGAAGAUUACAGAUUAUUCUGGGUGACACCAAGAAACUCUGCAGAGUUAACCAUAAUAAAGGUAUCAGCUCACCCUGUCCCAUGGGACUUUUAUAUCAACCUCAAGUUAAAGGAACGUUUAAAUGAGGAGUAUGAUCAUCUGUGCAGCUGUUACCAGUACCAAGAUGGUUGUAUUGUUUGGCACCAGUAUAUAAACUGCUUCACCCUUCAGGAUCUUCUUGAACACAGUGAACUUAUUACCCAUGAAAUAAUAAUGUUGGUUAUUUAUAACCUUUUGACAAUAGUGGAGAAAUUACACAGAGCAGAAAUAAUCCAUGGUGACUUGAGUCCAAGGAGUCUGAUUCUUAGAAACAGAAUCCACGAUCCCUAUGAUUAUAAUAAGAACGAUCAAGCUUUGAAGAUAGUGGACUUUUCCUACAGUGUUGACCUCAGGGUGCAGCCUGAUGUUUUUAUCCUCAGUGGCUUUCGGACUGUACACAUCCUAGAAGGACAAAAGAUCCUGGCUAACUGUUCUUCUCCCUACCAGGUAGAUCUGUUUGGUAUAGCAGAUUUAGCGCAUUUACUAUUGUUCAAGGAACACCUACAGGUCUUCUGGGAUGGGUCCCUCUGGAAACUUAGCCAAAAUAUUUCUGAGCUAAAAGAUGGUGAAUGGUGGAGUAAAUUCUUUGUACGGAUUCUGAAUGCCAGUGAUGAGUCCACAGUGUCUGUUCUGAGGGAACUAGGAGCAGCAAUGAGUGGGGUGUUUGACACCACGUUCCAAAAUCUCCUGAACAAAGCUUUGUGGAAGGUGGGGAAGUUAACCAGUCCCGGGGCUUUGCUCUUUCAGCAGGAUAGGCAGCCAAAUCUCUCACAGAUUCCUGCCUAAAACCAAUGGUUGUAUUGUGGAACACUGGACCUGUGUAUGCUAUAAUUCAGUUUAGGACAUGUUUAGAUACACUACCAGCACAUUGCUACUUUUUAGUAAAGAUACAGUUCUAGGUAACUGGCAUUUUCUGCAUAGCGCUGUAUCUAUCCUUGGCCUUGUCUAACUAACAAAGAAGUGUUUUAUUCUUCAUGGACUCCAUAUGAAUGGGUACCUUAUUGUCAUUUAACACAUUUGUCUCUACCUUUCCCUGUACAUUUUUCUUUUGUAAUUUGUGACAUGUGCCCUUACGAUCACUAUGUAUUUUUUUUUGAUCACUAUGUAUUUUUAAGUAAUAAAAUAGUAUUUGUUAAAUUUGUGCUUCUAACAUCUCAUCCACUUUUUGCCAACUAAGAUAAUAAAUGGCUUGAUUUCACAGACAGGAGCUGUUGUACCAUGGAAUGGUACAUAUGGUACAUACACAAUGGUAUAUAUCCUAGACAUGGAACUGCCAUGAUAGAAUCAUAACAAGACAGAAUAGCCAACCAUUCCUUUGGGUGUUCUUGACCUUCCACUAAGUGGUCUAGAUUUAAAAGUAGAUAAAAUGGGGCACCUGGGUGGCUCAGUCGUUAAGCGUGUGCCUUCGGCUCAGGUCAUGAUCCCAGGGUCCUGGGAUCGAGUCCCACAUCGGGCUCCCUGCUCGGCAGGAAGCCUGCUUCUCGCGCUCCCACUCCCCCUGCUUGUGUUCCUGCUCUCGCUGUGUCUCUCUGUCAAAUAAAUGAAUAAAAUCUUUAAAAAAAAAAAUAAAAGUAGAUAAAAUGAUUUAAUACAAGGCCAAAUUUUCUUAAAUUUCAAGUGGCGAAGUUGUUUGUUCUGAUUCUAUUUUAAUAUUUUCAUUUUUUUAUCCACCAAACCCUUUCAUCUAUUUAUAUAAUCUCGUGGUGCUGCGGCUACUGGGUCUCUUGAUUAGAACUGUGGCUGUUAGAAAGGAAGAGAAAAGGUUUUGAAUGGGGUGUAGCAACCUUUCAGAAAUAGGACAAUCACCCUUCUACUACCUGCAGAAUGACUUGGUGGGGCCAGAGUUAAUAAAGGAAUGGAACGAAGUUUUGUUGAUUGGAAGAUUUGAAGAGAUAGAGGCCAGGAUAAAAAGAUAACUUGGAAGCAUGUAAUAAUUCGGGAGAGACUAGAUCUAGAAGAAGUAUUAGAUCCCCAAACAGAAGCAUGGAUUAUACCUGGCUUUGGGUAGAGGGAGGAAAAUUGGAAGAAAGGGGCAAUGAAAAUCAUCUAUUUCAUAUCCAAAUAUCAAAAUUCUCAACUGUGCCUCCCUCCAUUGCUGGUGCCUGAUUUUUUUUUUUUUUCUUUACUCUAGUUGUCACUGUUACUGCUCUAAGAUUGCUGGAAAGCAGAAAAUUCUAAGUAUAUCUCAACUAAAAAUAUUUAAGCAUAUAUAGUUGAUGCACUGAAAUAUGACUUGAGUCUGAAAGAUAAUCAACUUAGAAAUUUUUGCUCUUAACCAAAAUACAACUUUUCAAACAUUUUUAUGUUUGCUUCUUGUACAACUGAUGAUGUAAAAUUAUAUAUCUAUCUUUGCUGUAAUUGAGCCCUUCUACCCCUCUGCUCUCCUCAUUUCUCAGUCCACCGUUUCGACACAUAAAACCCUUUGUCUGAGGAUGGACAGUAAAUUUAGAUUCUUUCUUAACAUAGGCUUAGCUAUCAAUUAGUGACUUCUUCAAGAACCUUGGCAGCAAGGCUGAAAAACCAGAGCUUUGUCUCUGAAAGGAGAGGGAAGAGAAUCUGGGGAAGUUCCUUUAUCAGAGAACUUGCAACUCUCCCUCCAUUCCCCAUCUCCUCCAACCCUGACCCUUCUCUGUAGGGGGAAGAAAACAGUUAGGACCUGUGAUGUCUUAGUUUCCUCUUUGCCUGGGCAUAAAACCACAAAGUGGGCGCGCUUCCAUUUCCCUUGUAUUUUAUGCUUGUUUGUCUUGGAAGAAGGAAGCCUCUGUUUUUUGGCAGAAGCUUCAAAUGGUUCUUGUUUCUUGUCUCACUAAGGCAGAAGUAGCACAACAAUGGACCUGGCAGGGGAAACAGCUGAAAAGGCAGGCUUUUUACUUUUGUCUGAAAAGAGACCAUGGGAUAUAUAGUGCCCCACCAUUCACGAAGGCUGCACCCACUAAUCUUCUACCACUGUGAGAGCCCUCAUCUUUCUGUGCCGCUUGAAUAAGAAACCUUCCAUCCAAGUCAAAGUGCUCUAACUGAUGCCAAACCUGAAUCUGGAAAUAAAAAGGUUUUCCUAUAGGAGUAGGACUUUAGACUAUUAGUUGAGCUAUUAUCUCAAAGUAGAUAAGGAAGCCUUCCAGAUGGUUAGCCCAGGGCUCUUUGAAAUGACGCUUGAUGUGUUUAAGCUGAAGUCUUUAAGCAAAGACACCAAAGAAAGGCUUCUUUUCUG
This is a messenger RNA of Mirounga angustirostris (Northern elephant seal), 5843 nucleotides long. It is a transcript of the gene BUB1B, whose product is annotated as BUB1 mitotic checkpoint serine/threonine kinase B. The record is from RefSeq and is a predicted model, not a curated record. Gene Ontology annotation, biological process: protein phosphorylation; mitotic spindle assembly checkpoint signaling; meiotic sister chromatid cohesion, centromeric. The transcript has 23 exons. Gene Ontology annotation, molecular function: protein kinase activity; ATP binding. NCBI's taxonomy places the organism in Eukaryota, Metazoa, Chordata, Mammalia, Carnivora, Phocidae. Gene Ontology annotation, cellular component: nucleus. Bases 212 to 3421 code for a protein of 1069 amino acids.